AUGCGCUUGAUUUACUUUAGCAACGAGUUUCCGCGUGAUGACUUGCAUACUCUCUUUCGCGAGAUCCAGGCUCAUAGCAAGCACAGGAGGCAUCCAAUCCUCGCUCGCUUCUUGGAGGAGGCUACUCUCGCUGUUCUUGAGGAAGUUCGACUUCUUCCUAAUACUUUGAGGAAGUUGAUUCCUCCUUUCGAGACCAUAUUGAAUUUUGCAGACUUUGCAGACCUCCGCAAGGGUCAACUUUGUGGCUCAGUCGAUGGUAUUAUUCUUUGUACUGUUGAAUUGUCCAUCCUCAUUGGAUACUACGAGCGCAACCCAAGUGAAUUCGACUUUGAAACCAUCAGCACCACCCUAGCUGGUCUUGGAAUUGGACUUUUGGCUACCGCUGCCGUAUCCCUUGCUCCUACAGUUGCCGACCUUCCCAUCGCCGGUGCCCAGGUCGUUCGUCAGGCUUUCCGCCUUGGUGUGUUUGUUGACGAGGUCUCGCAGAACUUGCAGCCUCGCGAUUUGACUGACGAGAGCACACCCGGCACUUGGGCCUAUGUUCUUCCUGACGUUAAAGUGGAAGAAGUUCAGGCAGAACUUGACAUUAUUCACAAGUAUGAGAAAACACCCGGUCCUAGCAAGAUCUUUAUCAGUGCCCUCAGCACCACCUCGGUCACAAUCAGUGGCCCUCCUGCAAGGCUCAAGGGUCUCUUCCGCACAGCAGACUUCUUCCGUGACCGCAAGUUUGUACAACUUCCCGUCUACGGUGGGCUGUGCCAUGCUAGUCACAUCUACAGUCAGAAAGAUGUCAAGACCGUCGUUCAUACUCCUUCUAUGACAUCGCUUGACGCCAGGCUCGUCCCUCGUCUUGCCAUUCACUCCACCAGCACUGGCAAGCCUUUCCCUGCCGGUAACGCCAUGGAGCUCUUUGAGGAUAUUAUCAACGAGAUACUCAGACAAGCCAUUCGUUGGGACUCUGUUGUGCAGGCUGUCGUUGAGCGUGCCGACUUCAUUACCGAUUCCCAGUGUCAGGUCCUAGUCUUCCGCACCUCCCUCCCUAUCCAUGAUCUCACUUGUGCUUUGUCAAAGAUCGGCGGCUUCGAGGUUAAUACGGAAGAACUCGUGCCAUGGGUAUAUGACAAGACUGAAUCUGUCGAUGGUGGUUCUCGCGGCCCCAUGCAAUCCAAGAUUGCCAUCGUGGGUAUGUCCUGCAGAAUGCCCAACGGCGCAUCCGACACCGAGAAGUUCUGGGAACUGCUCGAGAAUGGCAUCGACUGCCACAGGAAGAUCCCUGCGGACCGAUUCGACGUUGAGACUCACUACGACCCUACUGGCAAGUGUGUCAACACUAGCCUGACCCCCUUCGGUUGCUUCAUCGAUGAGCCUGGUCUCUUUGAUGCUCCUUUCUUCAACAUGUCUCCUCGCGAGGCUCAGCAAACGGAUCCCAUGCAACGACUUGCGCUUGUUACAGUUUAUGAAGCACUUGAGCGCGCUGGUUACGUUGCUAACCGUACUGCUGCGACUGACUUGCAUCGUCUUGGUACUUUCUACGGUCAGGCUAGCGACGACUACCGUGAGGUGAAUACCGCACAAGAGAUCAGCACAUACUUCAUUCCAGGAGGCUGUCGUGCUUUUGGUCCUGGUCGCAUGAAUUACUUUUUCAAGUUCUCUGGUCCUUCCUACAGCAUUGAUACCGCAUGCUCUUCCAGUUUGGCUACCAUUCAGAUUGCUUGCGCAGCUCUGUGGAAUGGGGAUGUUGACACCGCCGUCGCCGGUGGUAUGAACGUCUUAACCAAUUCUGAUGCCUUCGCCGGUUUGAGUAAUGGGCACUUCUUGUCCAAGACUCCCAACGCUUGCAAGACCUGGGACAGUGAGGCAGACGGUUAUUGCCGUGCUCAUGCUAUAGGAUCCAUUGUCUUAAAGCGUCUUGGAGAUGCCGAAGCCGAUAACGACAAUAUCCUUGUUGUUAUUCUUUCUGCUGCAACCAACCACUCCGCUGAGGCUAUCUCCAUUACCCAUCCUCACGCUGGUCACCAGACUUACCUGGGAUGUCUUUGCGCUAACAGAGCUGGCAUCGACCCACUGAAUUCCGUUACAAACGUCUUCGCUCCGAUUACUAAACGGCGGAGCCAGAAAAACCCUCUCUACAUUGGCGCUGUCAAGUCUAAUGUUGGCCAUAGUGGGGCUGCUGCUGGUGUCACUGCCUUAAUGAAGGUCCUUCUUAUGCUUGAAAAGGAGGCUAUCCCCCCUCACGUCGGCAUCAAGAACAGCCCUAACCCUAAGUUCCCCAAAGACAUGGACAAUCACAAUGUCCGUAUUGCCUUUGAGAAGACUCCAUGGGAGCGUAGGCCUGACCGGAAGCGUAUUGCUGCUGUCAACAAUUUCAGUGCUGCUGGUGGUAACACUACCAUUAUUCUGGAGGAGGGUCCUCUCCGACCAACUACCGAGACUGACCCUCGCACUUCUCACGUCAUCACUUUGUCCGCUAAGAGCAAGAUCUCUCUCAAGGCUAACAUCGAGCGUCUCAUGGGGUACCUCGAAAGUAAUCCUGAUGUAUCCUUGUCUAACAUUGGAUAUUCUACCACUGCCCGUCGUUACCACCACAGCUACCGUAUUGCUGUAUCUGCUAAUGAUAUCGAUCAUGCCAAGAAGCAGCUUACUUCUUCGUUGAAGAAUGUUGAUACUGCCAAGGCGACCAAGAGUGCUAGCCCUCCUCCUGUCGCCUUUGCCUUUACUGGCCAGGGUGCCUCCUUCAAGUCAUACAAUUUGGAGCUCUUCCACACGUCUCCGUACUUCCGGUCUCAGAUCUUGCACCUUGACUCUCUUGCUCCGGGUCAGGGCUUCCCUAGCUUUAUCCCCGUUCUUGACGGCAGCCAUGAGAAGGAUCAUCAGCACUCUCCUGUUCCUACUCAGCUCGCUUUGAUCUGUACCGAGAUUGCAGUGGCCAAAUACUGGGCUACCUUAGGUGUCAAACCUGGUGUGGUUGUUAGUCACAGCUUGGGUGAGUAUGCCGCUUUGCACAUUGCUGGUGUUCUCUCCGCAAGUGACACCAUCUUCCUUGUUGGUCAACGCGCCCGUAUGCUCGAGCAGAAGUGCAAGGUCGGAAGCCACAAGAUGGUUGCCGUCAAGGGAUCUCUUGAGAAAAUUGCUCAGAGCGCCAAUGGCAAGCCUUACGAAAUUGCCUGCAUCAACGGGCCCGAGGAAACCGUCCUCAGUGGUUCCACGUCUGACAUGGAUGCCAUUGUGUCUGUCCUGGAGUCUGCUGGAUGCAAGUGUGUCAGCCUUGAGGUUGCUCCUGCUUUUCACUCCGCUCAGACCGACUCGAUUCUUGAGGAGUUCGAGACUGCCGCAACGGAGGGUGUCCUCUUCCAGACUCCUUACCUCCCAGUUAUCUCGCCUUUAUUGAGCAAGGUCAUUUUCGACGACAAAACCAUCAAUGCCAACUACGUGCGCCGCGCUACCCGUGAAGCCGUCAAUUUCAAGGGUACCAUGGAUGUUGCUCAUAAGAUCGGCGUUGUUGACGAUGAAACAGCCUGGAUUGAGAUUGGACCGCACCCAGUUUGCAUGAGCUUUGUCAAGGCCAGCCUCUCCACUGUCAACGUCGCUGUUCCUUCUCUUCGCCGUGGAGAGAACAACUGGGCUACCUUGGCACAGAGCUUGGCUACCUUGCACGUCGCAGGCACCGAGAUUGACUGGAACGAGUUCCACCGCCCGUUCGAGUAUGCCUUGAGAUUGGUUGACCUACCUACCUAUGCUUGGAAUGACAAGACAUACUGGAUCCAGUACAACGGUGAUUGGGCUCUCACCAAGGGUAACACUUUCUACGAUGCUGAGAAGGGGGUUUCUGAUAUCACUAGUGUCCAUCCCAAGGCCGCUCCUACUCCCCCCAAGUCUGCUUUCAGCACAUCUUCCGUUCAGCAAAUUAUUGAGGAGAACAUCGACGGUGCGGUUGGCACCAUUACUAUGGAGUCCGACCUUUCCCAGACAGAACUGCGUGCUGCUGCCUAUGGUCACAAGAUGAAUAACUGUGGUGUUGUUACUUCUUCUAUUCACGCUGACAUCGCCUACACUCUUGGUGAAUACUUUUUUAAGAAGCUCAACCCCAAGACCAAGGAGGUCCAUAUCAACAUUUCCGACCUCCAGGUUGUCAAGGGUCUUGUUGCAAACCAGAAGGAUACACCACAAUCCAUACGGGUCACAAUUUCUACUUCUGACAUUAACACCAACCAUGCCGCCUUGACUUGGUACAACGUCAAUGAAGACACCCAGUUUGCUACCGCCAACCUCUACUUCAAUGACCCAUCCCAGUGGCUCUCUUCUUGGAUACCAUUCAAACAUCUUGUCCAAGGCCGUAUUGAGGAUCUUGAGCGUAUGGCUGAGGCUGGUAUUGCCAACCGCUUCACCAACAGCAUGGCCUACCUUCUCUUUGGUUCAAGUCUCGUCGAAUACGCACCCAAAUACCGUGGCAUGCAAUCCGUCGUCAUGCACGGGUUGGAAGCUUUCGCUGACAUUGAGCUUACUAAGGAGAAGAGUGGUACCUGGACUGUGCCACCUUACUUUAUUGACAGUGUCGCUCAUUUGGCUGGUUUCAUCAUGAACGUUUCCGAUACCAUGAACACUAAGACUCACUACUGCGUUACUCCGGGCUGGAAGUCCAUGCGCUUCGCUAAGCCCCUUGUCGCUCGUGCCAAGUACCGCUCAUACGUCAAGAUGAUUCCUACAGUUGAGAAUCCCAAUGCGUUCUAUGGAGAUGUUUACAUUCUUCAAGACGAUGUUGUCAUCGGUAUGGUCGGCGGUAUUGAAUUCCACCAAUACCCUCGCAUUUUGCUUAGUCGCUUCUUCUCUGCUCCGGAUGAUCCUAAGGCUCCUCCCAUUGCUGUUGCAGGAGGACAAUCUAAGCCCGCCGCUGCUGUUCCUGCUCCUAACCCAGUUCCAGUUACUACCCCAACUCCCGCUCCUACUUCCAUACCCGCUCCUGCUCCUACACCGGCCCCGGCAUCAGCACCUACAGCUAAGCCUGGUAGUGGUGUCAGCGCCGACUCUACGGCUGGCAAAGCCCUCCAGAUCAUCGCUGAUGAGGCCGCUCUUGACCUUGAAGACCUCGAUGACGAGGCCAGUGUUGCCGGCUUGGGUAUCGACUCUCUCAUGAGUCUUGUCAUCGCUGAGAAAUUCCGUGAGCAGCUUGGUAUUACUGUCUCUGGCAGUUUGUUCUUGGAGUUCCCUACCAUCAGGGACUUGCGUGUUUGGUUGGAAGAAUACUAUAACUAG
Molecule: messenger RNA, 5250 nt
Organism: Talaromyces marneffei
Lineage: Eukaryota; Fungi; Ascomycota; Eurotiomycetes; Eurotiales; Trichocomaceae
Exons: 6
Coding region: 1-5250 (1749 amino acids)
Biological process (GO): secondary metabolite biosynthetic process; fatty acid biosynthetic process
Molecular function (GO): phosphopantetheine binding; fatty acid synthase activity; 3-oxoacyl-[acyl-carrier-protein] synthase activity
Source: RefSeq, a predicted model, not a curated record